UUCUGAAAGGACAGUUUACAGGGUAAAUGAGCCAACAAAGAACAUGCUACUUAAAAAUGAAGAAAGAAAAAGAAAAGAAAACAAGACAAAUGAUGCAUACUAUAUGGGCUGAGAUUGCAUGUGCACACAUCUAUAACUUACUCAUACGGUGCACAAAGAAAGGGCAAAACGUAGAAGGCAAAAGUUAGUCACGGGUCCCGACACCCAUGCCAAUGGGCAAUGGCAUGGCUCAAGAACUUCAAACCAAAAUAAUAGCAUAUGUACUUACAAAUUUAUCAUGGAUGCAAUGAUAACCCAGUAAUAAUCAUAGAGAAGAAGUCAACGCACAAUAACUAAAAUGGCAUAGGAUACCUCCAUCACUUUUCAGAGACAUUCCCUCAUUUUUUUCCAAGUGUGGUAUGAUUACCAAAUUUCUAUCUGAUAAAAGGUGCAUCAUCAUGAAGCCCCCAUCAUAUCUGAGCUCCAUUUACUUGCAAUAUGACAUACCUCGUGCCAGAGAUUCAGAGAAAUAAGCUAAUCCUUCUUAUCUUCACAUUGCUACUUCUUGGAGGAUCUAAACACCAUCACUUCAACAUCCAGGUUCAAGCUAUGGCACAAGGCAAGACUCUCUCUACUACUACUACUAGGGUUGCUUCUGCCAAGUUUAUUUUCUUUUUCCCUUUCGAAAUGAAUAUUUUCCGCAUAUUAAUGAAAGUUCUUCAACAUGUGUCAUCUCUGUAUUUGCAGGCACAUCUCAUUUCAAACUUGGACCUGAAGAACAAAGUGCAAGACCACAAAAGGCAAACCUCUUUCCUGGCUGGCAGACUGAAGAGAAGAAGAUUCAUAAGCAACCAUCGGGGCCUAAUCCAAUAGGCAAUCACCAUUAACCAACUAAGCAGUGAAUCAGAGGAUUAAUAUGUUCAGCAAAUGAGCAGACAAGUUCAGGCAUUUCCUAGAAAUUGAAGAAGGCAGCUGUAUUCAUUUAUGUUUGAAUGUCCUCAUCCUUGGACAAUUGCGACUGUACAAAAAACAUGAAAUUUAUUUGAAGAUAUGCAUAUCUAAGAGUAGUAUCCAGGAAUCAAUGCAGCUCAUCUAAUCUAUUGGAAACUUUUCUGAAAAGCUUCAGUCCAAAUCAACAAAAUCCCUUUACUUAUUA
Molecule: messenger RNA, 1135 nt
Organism: Tripterygium wilfordii
Lineage: Eukaryota; Viridiplantae; Streptophyta; Magnoliopsida; Celastrales; Celastraceae
Exons: 2
Coding region: 478-852 (124 amino acids)
Source: RefSeq, a predicted model, not a curated record